Molecule: messenger RNA, 633 nt
Organism: Hyla sarda
Lineage: Eukaryota; Metazoa; Chordata; Amphibia; Anura; Hylidae
Exons: 7
Coding region: 1-633 (210 amino acids)
Source: RefSeq, a predicted model, not a curated record
AUGGAGAGCUAUGUUAUCCUUAUGGCCCUGAUCGGGUUCUGCAGCGGACAGUCACGACUGGGCUCCUACAACCUGGACAGUUCGGUGUCUGUUUCGGGCAUCUCCUCGGGGGCCUACAUGGCCAAUCAGUUCCAUGUCUCCCAUUCUGGUAGAGUCGUGGGGGCGGCCAUGUUUGCAGGAGGUCCGUAUUACUGCGCCAUUAAUAACGCUCUGACGGCCACAGGCGCCUGUAUGAAAUUACCUUCCACCAUCAGCCUCAUCCCCCUCAGGGCCUACACCGACUCCUGCGCCGUUACAGGGUUAAUAGAUCCCCUGUCUAAUCUGGGGCGCGGACGAGUGUUCAUCUUCUCGGGAUCUAAAGACUCCGUGGUGUCUCAGGGUGUAUCCCAAAAACUACAGGAGUAUUACGCCUCUUACAUCACUUCUGGGUCCAUUAAAACUGUAUACAACAUUGCAGCUGAACAUACAAUGCCCACUGACAGCUAUGGAGGAGCCUGUGGAUCACUAAACAAUGAAUAUAUAAGCAACUGCAACUAUAACGGCGCCUAUGAGGGUCUGAACCACAUCUAUGGGGGUCUGGCGAGACCAAGCAGCAGUGCCGGACAUUCUGGACAGGACUGUCCCAUGAACUAG